AUUCGCUUGCCGCUUGAGUCUGACCAAUCCAGCAAUUUAACACCCCCUGUAAAAAUAGUGGGGUCCGCUCGAAUCAGUCCAUGAAUUGAUUUGAUGGAUACAGCUGGAUGGGAAAAAAAACAGAGCGCAGGAAUCUCAGACAGGAUGGCAGAUAGAAAGAUAGAAAGAGAGGGAGCGAGUGACCAGAAACCAGCUUCUCUGUCCUCAUCUUGCACACCGACAAGCAGAUGGGAUUAAGUCUUGGACAACUAAAGCGACACUACUAGUAGUGGGGGCGAGGAUACUUAGCAACCAUCUAGAGAGAGAAGAGAGGGAAGAGAGAGGAGAGAAGUUUAUAUGGGUGGUGGAGGACUUGGGCCGUGGCUCACCAUUUCUCCGGCUUUCUUAUUGUUGGUGGUGGUUUCUACUCUGCCGGCAUUGGUGGAGUCGGCGUGUGGGAGCAAUGCGGUGGUGUUCAACUUCGGCGAUUCAAACUCCGACACCGGUGGCCUCAUGGCCGGUCUCGGCUACCAAAUCUCUCCGCCUCACGGCCGUAUAUUCUUCCAUCGCUCCACCGGCCGCCUCUGCGACGGCCGCCUCAUCCUCGACUUCCUCUGUGAAAGCUUGAACACCAGUUAUCUGAGCCCAUAUUUGGAAUCACUGGGAUCAGAUUUUAGAAAUGGUGCAAACUUUGCCAUUAUUGGUUCAACGGCACUGCCACCAGAUAUUCCCUUCUCUUUGCACAUUCAAGUGAAUCAGUUCCUUCGAUUCAAAGCUCGGUCUUUGGAACUCAUUGCUCAAGGUUCAAAAGGUCUUAUCAAUGAGGAAGGGUUCCAAGAGGCUCUCUAUGCCAUUGACAUUGGGCAGAAUGAUCUAUCCGCUGCCUUCGGUGCGAAUUUACCCUAUGAUCAAGUCAUCCAAAGGAUCCCAUCUGUCAUUUCUCAAAUUAAAACUGCUAUUAAGACUUUGUAUGGUAACGGUGGCAAAAACUUUUGGAUCCACAACACCGGUCCUCUGGGGUGCUUGCCUCAAAAGCUUUCUUUGCCAUGGAAAGAUAACAGCAAUCUCGACCAAUAUGGUUGUCUCAUACCCUUCAACAAUGCUGCCGAGGAACUCAAUGCCCAAUUGAGCAUUCUCUGCGAGGAGUUGAGGUCUGAGUUGAAUGGUGCCACUAUUGUCUACACUGAUAUCUUCACCAUUAAGUAUGAAAUCAUUGCAAAUCAUACUACGUACGGUUUUGAGAACCCAUUGAUGGCAUGUUGUGGCUAUGGUGGACCUCCAUAUAACUUCAAUCAGAAUAUAACAUGUGGUAACGCUGCCUGCCCGGUCUGCCCUGAGGGCUCAAAGUAUGUGAACUGGGAUGGAGUUCAUUAUGCAGAGGCUGCUAAUGCCAUCGUGGCUUCUAAAAUACUUACUACCGAGUACUCUAAGCCCAAAGUUAAGUUUGAUUUCUUCUGCAAUGCUUGAUCCCUGGCAGUCUACAUGGAUAUAGAUUACGUCUUGAAUUGUGUCUAAAGCAAACCCACUGCAAGUUCAUUGUUGCACAAGGCUAAAAUGGUGAAGAAAUACGAACCAUAUCGACGUAUACAAGAAAGAAUGUCAAUAAAAAGCACAUCGACAUAUUUAUCUGGUUGAUGUUUUCUUCU
Elaeis guineensis (African oil palm) is the source of this 1625-nucleotide messenger RNA. Its product is annotated as GDSL esterase/lipase LIP-4. The record is from RefSeq and is a predicted model, not a curated record. Gene Ontology annotation, molecular function: hydrolase activity, acting on ester bonds. NCBI's taxonomy places the organism in Eukaryota, Viridiplantae, Streptophyta, Magnoliopsida, Arecales, Arecaceae.